Equus quagga is the source of this 11930-nucleotide messenger RNA. Its product is annotated as sodium/myo-inositol cotransporter. The transcript has 2 exons. Gene Ontology annotation, biological process: myo-inositol transport; inositol metabolic process; transmembrane transport. Lineage: Eukaryota; Metazoa; Chordata; Mammalia; Perissodactyla; Equidae. The record is from RefSeq and is a predicted model, not a curated record. Gene Ontology annotation, cellular component: plasma membrane. Gene Ontology annotation, molecular function: D-glucose:sodium symporter activity. Bases 640 to 2796 code for a protein of 718 amino acids.
GAUUUUAGUAAUUGUCUUGUAAGCCGGGAGUACCUGCAAUCCAAGUCCAAAAUAAGACCUUUUACAAGAGAAUAUGCAUUUUUUAUGUGAAAUUAACUGUCAGUCUUUUAAAUCUAACUUUAUUUCAGACUUAAUUUGUGACCUUUUUUGGUACCUGAUUAUUUUAUUUUACUCUGAAGCUGCAUAAUGGAAUAUUGCAUAGGAUAGGGUGUUGGAUACCAAAUGAAACAGGCUUGAGAAAUGUGUGUGUGUAUAACAGAUGAAGAAACAAGAAUGUGACCAAGAAGAAUAGGAAUGCUGGGUUGGUACAGUAGGCUUCACUAGACUUAGCUGCAACUCAGAAUUUCUCCUCCAGCACCUGAGUAAAUGCUGAUGGUCUUGUGGAGAGUGGAUUAAGAGUACGAGCUAAGUUCUCAAUCCCAAUUAAGAAGCGGAGGAAAAUUUAAACUGUCUCCUUCAAAGUUUAUCACAACCACCACCAUCAAGACAGCAAACCAAAGGACAAAGACUUUGACCUGCUUUGUUGCUCUGUGUAGUCCAGUUCACGUAUGGUUUACAGACUUGGCUGGGGUUACUAAUGUGUAAAUAAAAAGUCGGACACUUCUGUCGUUGGACACUUUUAUUCUCAAAGUUACCAAAAUGAGGGCUGUACUGGAGACAGCAGACAUUGCCAUAGUGGCCCUGUAUUUUAUCCUGGUCAUGUGCAUUGGUUUUUUUGCCAUGUGGAAAUCUAAUAGAAGCACCGUGAGUGGAUACUUCCUGGCGGGGCGCUCUAUGACCUGGGUAGCGAUUGGUGCCUCUCUGUUUGUGAGCAAUAUUGGGAGUGAGCACUUCAUUGGGCUGGCAGGAUCUGGAGCUGCAAGUGGAUUUGCAGUGGGCGCAUGGGAAUUCAAUGCCUUACUGCUUUUGCAACUUCUGGGAUGGGUGUUCAUCCCGAUUUACAUCCGGUCAGGGGUAUACACCAUGCCUGAAUACUUGUCCAAGCGAUUUGGUGGCCAUAGGAUUCAGGUCUAUUUUGCAGCCUUGUCUCUGAUUCUCUAUAUCUUCACCAAGCUCUCAGUGGAUUUGUAUUCAGGUGCCCUCUUUAUCCAAGAGUCUUUGGGUUGGAACCUUUAUGUGUCUGUUAUCCUGCUCAUUGGCAUGACUGCUUUGCUGACUGUCACCGGAGGCCUUGUUGCAGUGAUCUACACAGACACUCUACAGGCUCUACUCAUGAUCGUUGGGGCACUCACGCUUAUGAUUAUUAGCAUGAUGGAGAUUGGCGGGUUUGAGGAAGUUAAGAGAAGGUACAUGUUGGCCUCACCCAAUGUCACUUCCAUCUUGUUGACAUACAACCUUUCCAACACAAAUUCUUGUAAUGUCCACCCUAAGACAGAUGCACUGAAAAUGUUGCGGAAUCCAACAGAUGAAGAUGUUCCUUGGCCUGGAUUCGUUCUUGGGCAGACCCCAGCUUCAGUAUGGUACUGGUGUGCUGACCAAGUCAUCGUGCAGAGGGUCCUAGCGGCUAAAAACAUUGCUCAUGCCAAAGGCUCUACUCUUAUGGCUGGCUUCUUAAAGCUUCUACCAAUGUUUAUCAUAGUUGUCCCAGGAAUGAUUUCCAGGAUACUGUUUGCUGAUGAUAUAGCUUGCAUCAACCCAGAGCACUGCAUGCAAGUGUGUGGAAGCAGAGCUGGGUGCUCUAAUAUUGCUUACCCACGCCUGGUGAUGAAGCUGGUUCCCGUGGGCCUCCGGGGCUUAAUGAUGGCAGUGAUGAUUGCGGCUCUGAUGAGUGACUUGGACUCUAUCUUUAACAGUGCCAGUACCAUAUUCACCCUCGAUGUAUACAAACUCAUCCGCAAGAGUGCAAGCUCCCGGGAACUCAUGAUUGUGGGGAGGAUAUUUGUGGCUUUUAUGGUGGUGAUCAGCAUUGCAUGGGUGCCAAUCAUCGUGGAGAUGCAAGGAGGCCAGAUGUACCUUUACAUUCAGGAGGUAGCAGAUUACCUGACGCCCCCGGUUGCGGCCCUGUUCCUUCUGUCCAUUUUCUGGAAGCGCUGCAAUGAACAAGGGGCUUUCUAUGGUGGAAUGGCCGGCUUUAUUCUUGGAGCAGUCCGUUUGACACUGGCCUUUGCCUACCGUGCCCCAGAAUGUGACCAACCUGAUAACAGGCCAGGCUUCAUCAAAGACAUCCAUUACAUGUAUGUGGCCACAGCAUUGUUUUGGGUCACAGGACUCAUUACUGUAAUUGUUAGCCUUCUCACGCCACCUCCCACGAAGGAACAGAUUCGUACCACCACCUUUUGGUCUAAGAAGAGCGUGGUGGUGAAGGAGAGCUGCUCCCCAAAAGACGAACCGUACAAGAUGCAAGAGAAGAGCAUUCUGAGAUGCAAUGAGAAUAGUGAGUCCAUCAACCACAUCAUUCCCAAUGGGAAAUCUGAAGAUAGCAUUAAGGGCCUUCAGCCGGAAGAUGUUAAUCUGUUGGUGACCUGCAGAGAGGAGGGCAACCCAGUGGCUUCCUUAGGUCAUUCAGAAGCAGAAACACCAGUAGAUGCUUAUUCCAAUGGGCAAGCAGCUCUCAUGGGUGAGAAAGAGAGAAAGAAAGAAACAGAGGAUGGAAGCCGGUACUGGAAGUUCAUAGAUUGGUUCUGUGGCUUUAAAAGUAAGAGCCUCAGCAAGAGGAGUCUCAGAGACCUGAUGGAGGAGGAGGCUGUUUGUUUACAGAUGCUGGAAGAGCCUCCGCAAGUUAAACUAAUACUAAAUAUUGGACUUGUUGCUGUGUGUUCACUUGGAAUUUUCAUGUUUGUUUAUUUCUCCUUGUGAACUUUUAAGGAUAUGAUGAGACAUUAACUUAAGAAAAUACUGGUCUUUGGAAAAAAACUUAUGUAACUGUUGCAUCUCUCAGGCAUUGUUUACGCUGUAGGUUUUAGCCAAAUUUUACUUAGCAGAAAAUCAUCUAUUUGCAAGACUUUAUUUUCCCAGAGAUGGAUGAAAGUAAAUUUUCAACCUAAAUGAAGUAAAACUUGUUUAACAGAUUGAAUUGUGCAAAUGUGGUGUAAAAUUUUCCAUACCAAAGUAAGGAGAGACCAAUUAUUCUCAUAGCACACUUAGGGCAGAAUAUAUGCUAAGAUAUGACGAAUAAGGUAUACUGUGUGCACUGCCACAUCUCGGUUAGACCUCCUUAACCUGAAGUGGAAGACUUGCGCAUUUAAAAGUUUUUUCCUCUGUCUCUGUAAUCCCUACCACCAUUAAAAAACCUGAAUUUGUAGACAUUGUAUAAUCAAUCAUGUACCGAAAAUCUGACUGAUGUGCUUGUGGGGUACUUGUUUCGGGACAAGUUAGUUUGUUAGUUAGUUUGCCAUUAGCAUGAGUAUUUGGAUUCUGAUUACCAAAAGAAAGGAAGAAGAAUGUUUUCCUGUAGCUAUUCUUGAACCACCAAUAUAUGGAGUUUUGGGAAAAUUUAUUCCAUUUCUUUUUCUCCUUCUUUGAUGUUUAAGUGAACCAUACUCAAGUGAUCACCAAGUCUGUCUUUAUAAAGUUAUAUGUCAUGAUUGUAUUUUUAAAUUGAUUAUCGGGGAGAAAAUGAAGUAAACAUUGCUGAUGAUCCCCAAAUUUAUUGACCAAAAUUAAGAUUGUUUUUCUAGUUUGGGAAUUGGCAGCCGCCAAGCAGUGUUCAAUCACUGUAAGCUGAACAGCUGGUUACUCAUACUCCGCUAGUUCUCUAGCUUUGUUCUUGUCGUUUGGUAACAUUCUUUAUUAGCCAGAUGCCCUCCCAAGUGGAUCCAGUUGGAAGAUAUGUUCAGAACUUUGAAGAAAAAUUGACACUGCCUUUGUGUUGGGUUGCCCUACUUGAUUAGAUCAUGAUAUUUUGAGCUUGAGUUUUCAGAGGGAAAAUUUAAUUCUGAAAUCACAUUGUAUCCUUGGUAAUUUUUUUUUCCUGAUUUACUUUUUUUCAAAAGACUUGCCAUCUGUACAUGUCCUCUACAUUUCCGUUUAGAAAGUUACGGUGACUUAGAGCAUGAGGAUGUUCCAUUUGCAAACUGGUUAUCAGUAACAGAAAACUGAAGAGUGCAUGCUUUGCCAUUGGUAGAUUGUCACUUUAGUUUUUCUGUAGAAUGGAUAGCAUGUUCAAGAGGUGCCAUGAACAACAGCUUCUGGAUUUAAUGGUGUGUCUCAUGGAUAUUACGGGACUUGUAUAAUUGUAGGACCUUCUAUCUUGACAUGGCUCGGUACCCAGUUGCAACUUUCAUGGAUGGGAAUCUGUUUUUCACAGACUGUAAUUCCCCUUUGUGAGGACAGGGUACGAAAGAUGUUAGAGAAAAGCUCUUGCAGAUUAUGUAGUUCUGUGUCUGUGUGUACUCAACACUGUCCUUUUUCCUCCAUGACAGAUGAAGGAAACUAAUAGUGUAUCUACUUUGUUUGACUUUCCUGUAAUCUCUGAUACUUUUUUAACUUGCAUGAUUUUAUUAAGCUUAUAUUCUUUAGGGAAAAUUAUUACUUUUUUAGAUACUUUUAUAGAUUUUGAAUCAAAACUCAGUCCUAAUGACUUUAAAUUUUUUGUAUUCUGUGAACUAGUUCAUUAUGAUGGACUUGAUUAGUCCAAAGUUGAUUUUAGAAAUUAUCAGGUAGCAUAAUGUCUUCCCAUCUCCAGGGGGCUUUCUGAUGGACUGAGUCUGUUGAUGAAAAAAUAAUUCAUGUAUGAAUAGCAUGAUUUCUGAGAGCUUAGAGUGCCUUGUAGAAUUUUUUUCUCAAUUUCAUUCUUAGGGUUUAUAAAUGGGGGCCAAAUAAAUAGGGACCAUCCUUUUCUUGUGUGGAGGCUGAGGCUGUGACAUGUCCAAGCUUACAGUCUGUUGGGAAGAACAGAAAACCAGGUGUCUAAAUCUGGGUUCAUGGUUUGUCCUCCUCUUUUCUCAAAGGAACUGACGUUCUUCGAGACAGCCAUUUGGUAUUUAGGGAAAUAAUAGCAUUAAGUUGUAGGAAUUAAAAUUUUCUUUGACUCUGAACACAUUGCUGUGUAACUCAGUAGUGAGGACUGAUAUACUGGCUGGGCAGCCUUCUUAACCCUUCUAUUUACAGCAUUAAUGAAUAGGUGGUGUUUAUGUGGAUUUUUUCCUCUUUAUUUAAUGUUGAGUCCUAACAGUCUGGAGUAUUAGGGUCCCCCUACCUUCUCUCUGUUGUCAGUGUAGUACAAUACAUAAAAUACAUCAUCUUGUGUCUGUCUGUGUGUACAUAGCAGUAGGUCAAGUUUAGAGUAUUAGCGUCUGUAAAUAAGGAAUGACUUUAGCUUAUCCAUUAGGAUUGUUUAUUCUUGCCAGUAUAAACAUCACUUUAUUUAGACUGAAGUCCCUGAAGCUUGCCCUUCUUAUUGCUUCCCAGUAAUAGAUAAUGUGCUUGAAUAAGUAUGUGAAUUGCUGAUUGCAGCUUCAUUUCAGCAGACCAUUCUUCAGUCUGUAUUUCAUUAGAUUGUUCUUGCAAUGAUACAUGGUCUGUAUUAAGCUAGCAAAACGUUCAUACUUUAACUAAAUGGGUCCUAAGUGGUGACACUGAUGUCUGGACAUUAACAUGUAUGUAUUUUUAUAUUGGCUUAGACUGACGUUCAGAAUUGAUCAAGUGAUAUUGACUAAAAUAGUUAGCUAAGAGUCAGAAAGAAGUGAGGACACUUGUCUUCAAAGGUGGAGACAAAUACUGUCUUAUCUGCUGUUAAUGGUAUCCCUAGUUCUUAAACUUUUGAACUUUCAGACAGUCUUAGUGUCAAGAUCUGAUGAGAAGAGGUUAUUACUGUGGUAUGCCAAUUCAUUAUUGGCUCCUUUGUGGGACCUCUAAUUUGUCCUGCCACCCCAAGAUAGUAAGCAGCUUGUGAAACAGCUGAGCGAGUCUUUUUCCCCAGCCAUUCUUUCCUGGUGAGUUUAUCACUCUUACCCUUAGGUUAGAGAAGCAUCAAGCAGUGACAAUGGUGCUGUGUCCUUUGGCCUUAAUUCAGCAGAUCUGAUCUCUCAAGGCUUCCUUUUCACGUGGCUCAAAGGAUCCAUUGUCUUUUUGCACAAAGAGGCUGGCCAGGGUCACAUAGGCAUAGCUUUUAGGGAUGGCACCUCAAGUAAUUGGCAGAGACCCAUGGCUCUGUGAAACUUCACGUUUUAAGAAUUGGGUGGGAAGGUUGUCAUUCAGUUCUCUAACCUGAGGCUAAGCGCCUGUGGGGGUGGGGUUGAAAAAUCUUGUCCAGGGUGAUUAAAGUCUUUUAAGCAUCUGCAUUUCUCAGUCCAUUCCUUUCUCUCCUAUACUGGGUGCGUGGCUCUUCCCCUUUCUUUGAAUAGCGUUUAAUGUAGUCUGUGGGUUCUUCUCGUUCUUUACUGCACUAUAAACUGGCUGUAUUAGCCGUUAAAAGGUUAGACCCGUCAGUGUUGGCACUUGACAGUAUACAGCUUACUUGCUUUCCUUAUACUUUUCCUGUGUCAUUUUCACCUGAGGUAUAAUGGCUGGAAAGGAGCACAUGGGUAUCUCGUAGUGACACCUCACUGUUCUCCAGGUUUGGGUUGAGAGAUGUGUAAAGACCGUUUCUGUUAAAUUAUGUGACUACAGAGACUUGCCAGGACAAGGUUUUCCUAAGAAGUUAGAACAACUAUUAAAAUGCUGGGGAGUACCUGGGUGGCACAGACUUAAGUUAGUGAAGGACACACAUUAGCUUAAGAUGUGCAGACAGAGAAUCAUGUUCAUUGAAUUCUAGAACUUGAGGCAUCUUGGCUGUCAGCUGGUGUACAUCCCUCCCCACAUAGAUUAGGUACCAAUGAAUGAGAUCCAGCCUGUUAAACCCUGGUUUCAUGUCAAUUAUUGUGAAAUAGGAGUUUAUUAACAUAUUUGAGAUUAAAUGAAUGAUAUUUGAUAGUGAUACUUUAGUAGAAAAAAUACUUUUAAGCUUGAGGAUUUGUCAGAUUCCUGAUUAGCCAGGCGUUAAAUUGCUUAAGUCAUUUCAGCGUUGACGUUAGCCUCAGUAGCCUUCACAGGUAGGCUGUGUUCCUAUUUGUGUGUAGACCCACCUACCGCUCAGAGAGACUGGUCUUCCCCUUUAUUUGUCUUUCCUCUCAUUGCUUUAACUCUUCACCAAUUCUUUCAGCACUUAGGAAAUUCCUGUUUUGACCUUUUGUCAGCUUAAUUCCCUUUCAGGCUUACUGCCAUUCGUGGCAAAGGUGCUGCUUUGCUCCAGUUUUGAAGACUUGGAUCCACACAAUUAAAUACAGUUAUCUUAAAAUAUACUAAAUUUCUAUUAGCUUAAACUUAAUUGUCAAGAAUAACUUUCUCAGCCUGUGCGUUCAUUAAUAAUAAUCAGUAUUUUCUCAAAAAUUAGGGAGGCAGCAGUAGUUAAAAUUCAUGCAGGUUUCUUUAAAAUGGUGGUAGGACAGUGCAGAGAAAUGGAGUUUGUUUUAAUGCCAAAAAGCCCUGUUCGUGCAGUAGUUAAAGGAAGACAUUGGAACUGGUCAGUUGGCAUAUAGAGAAACCCUUUUGUACUGGUUAGGUGUGAAGCUGGAUCACGUAAGAAGUCGUCUUUGGAUUACUACACGUGGUUGGACUUGGUUGACUUACCUCAGGGCUGCAAACCCCGUUUUCUCCAUUAAUUCUCUUAAUUUGGUGUGCUUUUUGUCCGCCCCUCCCCUCUGUUGGAAGAUGAGGUCUUCAGCUGGUUUGACUUAUACAGCAGAAUUUAGCUAAGGUUCAAAAUAAUUAGUAGGCUUUGCCAGCGCUGAGUCCCGCACCGUUAUUCCCAUAGUCUCAGAAAUGUUUUUUUCCCCCAAACUUCUCUCUCCAGUGCUGGGAGUAAGCCUUUAAACUACUGAUUCACCUUUAAAGGAAUGUUGUGAGAAUUGAUGUAAUUUAUGUUUUUGUUUCCAUCUCAAAUCCUUCAUAAAAGAUAGGAUUUAGUUUUUUGUUUUGGGUUAAGCAGCCCGUUUAUCUGGUACCUAACAGCCGUAACCAUUGGCAUGUAGUCUUUUACUCAGAAAUAGACAAAAAAGGUUUGCUGUUUCUGUAUCAUUACUGAUCACAUCCUUUGCUUUUUAGGAGAGGACCGUUACCUGAGGCUGUAGGCUUAAACCAGUACCCUUCCUUUACGUAACAACUUUUAAGUCUGAUUUGCUUACCUGGAUGGAUGGCAUGUUUGAAGAGAGGGAUUCUAGAAUGAACAAGCAGCUGAAGAGCAAGUCGAGACAAAGCACAGUGGUCUCAGAUUCUCCUCAGUGCAGGAGCCGUGGCUUUGCUCUCCUUGGAAAAAAAGCACUAUGCAGUGAUUGUUGCCCAUGGCGAUGAAGCCCCACCUGCAGGUCAAGACACUGUAAGCUGCAGUGAACUCUGUCAGUGAGGGAAAUACCUAUUGCAGUGAUUUCGGCAACAGCACAAGUUGACAGUAGAUAACCACAGCCUUAGUGGAGACUUAGAUUUAACUUGGUAAAUUCACCUUGUACCCUAGUAUUCCUGAAUAAGGAGUGUUUACCUUUUUUAUUGCCUCUAGACAAACCGGUCUAGAUCAUUUUCAGUUUAUCGGGAUACCCAGACUCCCAUAAGUAAAGUAUUCCUUAGUAACUUACUUUUGGUUGUAAUAGUUGGAAACUGAAAUUAGGCUAUUAUUGAAAUCUCAAAUUGGCAAAGGCUAAUGUAUAGGGUAUUCCAUAAUAUAAUCAGCUCCUGAGGUUUAUGUGUUUUGAUUAGUGCCUUCUGGUUGCCAAUAUUGACUCUGCUAGUUUAUACCUUUCCCUUUCUUGAUUGAGAAUUCUAAUUUGUUACAAUUCCUCUUUUUAAAGUUUGUUACAACUAGUGAAGAAAUAGAGAAAAUACAUUUAUAUUUACAUACUUUAUAUGCAGCCUUUAUUUAGGUUCCAGGAAAGUGAGUAGCUCUAAUUCAUGUUGCAGCUUAAAUGUUAUUUAUUCAUCUGUAUUUGUUUCUUUUAUAUCCUUAAUUAAAAAUAUAAGGUUACUUAUUAAUUCUGUGAGUAUAUUUAACUUUAUGGUUUUUCCAGUGUACAUUUCCUAGGCAUAUCUAAGAACAAGUAUGUGACAGCAGUUCACAUUCCAUGGUAGGGAAAGAGCUUAAAGUAAAGGUCCAUAGAAAGCACAAAAUCCUGUUCACACGUGUGUGUAUCUCCACAUGUAGAAAGCACAAGACUAAUGGUACUCUCAGUAGCCCACAAGUGCCAGUCCUAAAGCCCACCGGGUGUUUGGCUCGGUAGCUGUUAGGAUGAGGACCACAAAAGCCCUAGAUGGUGAGGUGUUCAAGUUAUGGAUCUUAAGUGGUAAGCGAUUCAGUGUAGUAAUCUGAGUAAGUUGUGCUCCUUUGGUGGAGGGAGAGAAUACAAAUGUCAAGAAUGCUGCGGUUAAAUUUGGGGGUCACUGGCUCAGAUGGGGUCUGUGGGCUCUUCCUGUGAUCUGGAACUGAAGGAACGGGGACAGACUUCUGGGGGUGUGGAAGUUUGACAGACUUCUGCUUUAAGCUGUAGAGCCAUUGGAGUUGUUUUUUUUUUUUAAUCUUAAAUUUUACUUCCCAUGAAUAUAGUACCCUAAAAACAGGGAGAAAUUUCACACUCUCCAGGGCAAAUACUCCUUGUCUUUAAUCUUUGUGUAGGUUUGUAUGUAAAAGAUGAAGUUAUCUUUCUUUUUUCUUAUGCUUGACUGCACUUCAUUUUAAAAGAGCAGAAUUUGAUCUGUUCUGGGCAUCAAACUGAUUCUGAGACAAAUCUACCAAGUGAACUGCUUUGCUUUGCACAGCUGUCAUAAGAGUCUAAAGGAUUCAUUAGAAUCCUUGCUUGUUCCAUUACCCGCUUCAAGAAUAGAUUAGAUGAAGUCCGUGACUGUGUGUGUGAAAGAAGAUCAUGUGCUUUCUUCCACUUGGCAUUGCCCUUGUGUCACCCCUCACUUUCUUCAUCUGAAUAGUCCGAUACGUGUUUGUCCUGGAUUUUGCCCCUAUGUUAAAAGAUACAACUCUCAGAACAGGAGAGAAGUGACUACCUUUGUUUCCACACACCUCCAUUUUGUAUAUUUGUCUUCUGAGGGAAAGACCUGGUCAGCUCUCGUAAUACGUGGAAUGAAGAUUAAAGCUGGUGUAGAGUAACGUGGUGUAUUUUAGAAGAGGUAACUGGACACUCUGAGGGAGAGAUUUCCCCCUCUAGCAAAAAGUAGCUGGGUGUGAGCCUGCAGCAUUAUUUUAGAAUGUAAAACCACAGGCUUUGAGGGGGUGAGGGGAGAGGAGUGCCAGAAGUGUAGGAAAAAGGAGCGAUUUGAGGAACAUCUUUGGCUUAGCAAUGUGUGAUAAGGCAGAGCAGUUAGAACCUGUUGGUCCUGGAUACAGUCAUGCAUCGCUGAAUGACGGGGAUAUGCGCUGAGAAGCACGUCCUCGCGUGAACAUCGCAGAGUGCUUACACAGACCUAGAUGGGAUGGCCUCUGCACACUAGGCUCUGGUACUAAGCUUGUGAGCCACCGUUGGACAUGUGGUCCGUGGUUGGCAGAAAUGUCGUUCUGCAGUGCAUGACUGUAGUAUGUGUUCCGUACCUUUAAAUGUUGUUUUUAAAUUUAAGAUAGCUUGUAAGUACUUAAAGAAUGCUUUUGAAGAUUCCUUUGGUGGGAUAUCCUUUCAUUUAUAAUUCCAUGGGAAAUUGCUUUAAUUAGUCUAGGUGAAAGUUCUAGCGGUGUAAAUAUGUAUAAUUAGAAUUUUCUAAUUUCACUGUGAGAUCUCUAACUUUUGAGUGGCAAACAGAUCAACAAGUCUUGCUCAUGGACUUUUCUGAGGGGUUGCUAAAAUGCAAAAGCUUUAUUUUUUUUAAUAAUGACAUAUUACAUGAGUGUCAGAUGAUGGUAUGGAAUCUGUUCCCCUGCUUUCUCCCACCCAUAUUGCUUCGGUUUAUAGAUUGCCAGCAGAGUGCAGAAAUAGAGCAGGGGUUCGUCCAUUCUUUGCUUGGACAUCUGUUUUCUGUUGCGCAGACCUGUGUUGGCAGUCACCUAUGAACUAUGUUACGCUUCUCAGUGCUUUUUUUUUGAUAAGGUGGAUAUCAAAAAUAGUUGCUGUGCAAAAGUUAGUAGUCUUCUUCAAGAAGAAAACCAAUUCCUUUUCUAAUAUCCUGUGAAAUUGCUUCAUUCAUUUCUUUAUUUUUAAGCCAAAUGUCAGCAGAAUACUGCUGCUUUUAUCUAGUAAUUUUGAUAUGUAAGUAUUAAUGCAUUUUUAAAAGAUGUCUCCAUUGAAAAAUGUUUUCCCAGUGUGCUGCCUUUUAUGCUUUGUUCAGAUUUUCUGUAAGAGACCAGUCUGUGCACUGGGGGUGUAUAUUGUGUACAUGUAUCAUUUCGUCAGUUAUGCAUUGUAGACCAAAUGUGAUUAUAAAUGAAAUUGUUGAGUUAUUGGUGUUUUUUGAAUUGUAAACUGAUUUCCAGUGUACCCUUCAUUGUCCAUAGCUUUUUUUUUUUUUUUUAAGGUUUAACUCAUUGAGUCUGUCUCAUUGUACAAUGUUUUAGUUGCAAGCAGAAAGUAGAAUUUGGUAUAAACCAGGUUACUUCCAUAUUGAAAGGAAUACAAUUGAAAUUGUAGAUUUAGGAUUGUUAACCAUACACGACAAUUCUAACUUGACAAUUCUAACCUACUGUAUACAAUCUGAUUUUUAAAAUUGUAGACAUGUAUGAUCUUGGUUUAAUGUGUUUUUAAAAGUGUUAUUGUUUAAAAAAUGAAAAAAAAAGGAAGCAGAUCUGCUAAAGAGCUGUCAGUUUUCAUUACUGACUCUGUACAAUACACUGUUCUUUGUGUACUGUGUGUUAUUUUGCCAGCUGCUGCAUUAGCCUUCAGAAGUAUUUGGAAACUUAAGAUGAACUACAUUUCUUGCGAAGUAUAUUCUUUUCUGUGGUAUUUUGUCCUGUAACUGAAGUAUAGUAAUUAUUUUAUGGAAAUGUUAGCACUUCUGUACCAACUUUGAAUAAAAUGAAAAAUUUACAUUUC